This is a messenger RNA of Plasmodium coatneyi, 1269 nucleotides long. RefSeq lists its product as uncharacterized. Gene Ontology annotation, cellular component: membrane. The coding region runs from base 1 to 1269 and encodes 422 amino acids. Gene Ontology annotation, molecular function: lipase activity. The transcript has a single exon. The record is from RefSeq and is a predicted model, not a curated record. NCBI's taxonomy places the organism in Eukaryota, Apicomplexa, Aconoidasida, Haemosporida, Plasmodiidae.
AUGGUUGAAAAUGAAGUAUAUAACGAGGAUAUGAGAAUAGUGCGUAGCAGGGAACAGCUAGAUGGAAGACCAACGAUUCGUUCAUUUUUUAAUAAGGAUGGUUUGCUAUUAAAAACAUACGGUUGGAUAGUAAGGAAUGCGGUAGGCAUCAUUGUAUUAAUCCAUGGAUUAAAUUCACACACGAGAUUUUCAUUUUUGAGGCAUAACGUCCAUGUGUUAAAUAAUAAUAGAGCACUAUUAAUGGACGGAAACAAUUUUUAUGUUUAUAAAGACAGCUGGAUUGAGCAUUUCAACAAAAAUGGAUAUUCCGUUUUUGGAUUAGAUUUACAAGGUCAUGGCGAAUCACAAGGGUGGGAAAAUUUAAGCCUUAAUGUAAACAAAUUUGAUGAUUUAGUAUAUGAUGUGCUCGAUUAUAUUCCAAAAAUUCAAGAUGAUAGCAUACGAUAUUUAAAUGAAGAUAGAAACAGGAAUAGUAGCAGUAGCAACAGUGGUAACGGUAGCAACAGUGGUAACGGUAGCAACAGUGGUAACGGUAGCAACAGUGGUAACGGUAGCAACAGUAGUAAUAGUAGUAACAGUACUAACAGUAGUAAUAGUAGUAGUAGUAACAUCAGAGGCAGUGAGUCGUCUCGUAAUAAUAAUUUGGCCAAUAGAAUAACAGCACCUCUUCCAGUAUAUCUAAUUGGUCAAUCUAUGGGCGGAAAUGUUGCCCUAAGGGCAUUACAGAUAGUCGGAAAAUAUAGGGGCCUUAAUCGAAGACUAAAUAUAAGAGGUUGUGUAUCAUUAUCUGGUAUGAUUGCCAUAGAACCGUUAGGGGUUCCAAGCUCAUAUACAUAUAAAUGUUUCUUUAUGCCCUUGUCAAGAAUUUUUUCUGAUUUCUUACCAACAUUAAGGAUUCUAUGCGAACUUCCGUAUAAAACGUUUCAAUAUGUUCGUGACAUAGGUCGAUAUGACAGAAUGCGUUGUAGAAGAGGUAUAACAUGCAGAUUUGCAUAUGAAAUUUUAAAAGCAAUGGAUAAUUUAGACUAUGAUAUGAGAUACAUGCCAAGAGAUAUCCCGAUAUUGUUUAUCCAUUCAGCGAGGGACAGAUUGUGCUAUCCUGAAGGCGUUGUUUCAUUUUAUAAUAGACUAAAUAUUGCUAAUAAAGAACUACACAUGUUAGAUUAUAUGGAGCAUAUGCUAACUAUGGAACCUGGAAAUGAAAGGGUCUUAAAUAAAAUUAUGAAUUGGCUUCAAAACGUGUCAGGGCCACGAAGAAUCUGUGCUUAA